This is a messenger RNA of Penaeus monodon (black tiger shrimp), 1412 nucleotides long. Its product is annotated as bestrophin-3-like. The record is from RefSeq and is a predicted model, not a curated record. Gene Ontology annotation, molecular function: chloride channel activity. NCBI's taxonomy places the organism in Eukaryota, Metazoa, Arthropoda, Malacostraca, Decapoda, Penaeidae.
UCCUUUGAGAAGGUGGUGAUGUACUGCGACACCUACAUGAACUACAUCCCCCUCUCCUUCAUCUUGGGUUUCUACGUGUCCUUCGUAGCGUCCCGAUGGUGGCAACAGUACAUGGCCAUCCCUUGGCCGGACAAAAUCAUCCACGCCAUCGCCCUGCACGUGGUCGGCUACGAUGAGAAGGGCCGAAUGAUGCGGAGGGCGCUGGUACGGUACCUCAACCUCAGCCUCGUGCUCAUCCUCAGAUCCAUCUCGUCGGCCGUCAAGAAGCGGUUUCCAACACUCGAGCAUCUGGUGGAAGCAGGUUUCAUAACCUCGACGGAGCUGGGGAUCUACAACCUGGUGCCCAACACGGAAUUCAACACCUACUGGAUCCCCUGCACGUGGUUUACGGCACUCCUUAAGGACGCCAAGGCCCAGAAGAGGAUUACGGAUCCAUUGGGGAUCAAACAUAUAAUGGAGGAAUUCAAUGAGUUCAGGCAAAAAUGCGGAUUGCUCUGGAGCUAUGACUGGGUGUCAAUCCCUCUAGUGUACACUCAGGUCGUGACCAUUGCAACUUACUCUUUCUUUCUCGCUGCAAUCGUAGGGCGCCAAUAUGUGGAAGAGUCUCCCAUCUCAUACAGGUCCAACCAACUCGACCUGUACAUCCCCUUAUUCACAAUACUGCAGGUCUUUUUCUACAUGGGUUUACUGAAGGUCGCCGAGCAGCUUAUUAACCCUUUCGGUGACGACGAUGAAGAUUUCGAACUGAACUGGAUCAUUGAUAGACACAUGAAGGUGUCUUAUCUGAUCGUGGAUACGCUUCUGCUCAGGACGCCGCCCCUUAGCAAAGACAUCUUCUAUGACGACGAGUGUCCCGUCCUGCCCUACACUGCAGCAUCGGCGGAGUUCAAAAAGAGGACCUACAGGGGAUCUGUGGCCAACAUGGUAAUCCCCGAAGAGAAGCAGAACCUGAUCCUCCCUGAUAUCCAGGAGGAGCUUGAGGAAGGGGGGGAGUUCCGCAGCACAAGCAACCUCGCAUCUCAAAUGGCUUCAAUGAAGUCUUCUGCCAACAACCUAGGAGGUCUUGGCGGGGUUACGGGCAAGGUGAUUAAGGUCGAGGGUGGGGGCACCAACAGUGGCAGCAGCACUAGUCCAAGUUCUAAGGGCAGAAAGGGCAGGCCCCCCCUUCGACGCACCCUAAGCAGCCCCGGUUAUCUGUCAGCCCACCACCACCACUACUACCUCCUGCCCAGGCUUCCCUCUCACCAACCACCGCCACUGGAACCCUCUGCAACCGAACAUAGCGGCUUGAAACCUACAAAAUCAGUAGCAAGGACCAGCGAAGCCUAAGUGUGCCUGACGACUGCCUGACGCUCGACCCGCGGAGCUCCUCGCCGCGAGACGGGAAGAAGGAGAGUUCGAAAUCCCCCCCG